UGCACCAGGAGGAAGUAUCCUGUACAUGACCUCCCUGCCAGGAUCCCUCUGGGUCUGAAGCCGUUGACAGUCUCCACCCGGCUGGUCAGCCUCUUCACCUCUCCUCAGGUGAAGUUCUACUGGAACAUCUUGUCCUACUUCAGCUUCCUGCUGCUGUUUUCUGUGGUGCUGAUGAUCGACUUCCAGACCACGCCCUCCUGGAGGGAGGGGCUUCUCUAUGUCUGGCUCAUCUCAUUGGUCUGUGAGGAGGUCCGACAGCUGUUCCAUGACCCAGAUGGGUUUGGGUUCCGUAAGAAGGCUGAUAUGUACAUUAAUGACAUGUGGAACAUUCUAGACUUUCUGUCCAUACUGCUCUUCAUCAUCGGCCUGGCCUUCAGACUGACCACCAGGUUGUUCUAUGCAGGGAAGGUCAUCCUGUGUAUCGACUUCAUCAUCUUCUGUCUUCGUCUCAUGGCCAUAUUCAUCAUCAGUAAAACUCUGGGCCCCAAGAUCAUCAUCGUCAGGAGAAUGAUGUUGGACAUGUUCUUCUUCAUGUUCCUGCUGAGUAUCUGGGUGGUAGCAUACGGCGUUGCUAAGCAGGGCAUCCUCAUCCACAACGAGGACAGACUGGACUGGAUCGUCCGGGGCGUCAUCUACGAACCAUACCUUAUCAUCUUCGGGAAUAUGCCCUCUAACAUCGACAAUGCCCUGUUUGACAUCAAGGCCUGCAGUGUAAAUGGUACAGAGUCUCAAAAGCCUAAAUGUCCUAUUCUUAACGAGGACAAGAUGCCUGCCUUCCCUGAGUGGCUGACUAUAAUCCUACUGUGUGUCUACCUGCUGUUUGCCAACAUACUGCUGCUCAACCUGCUCAUAGCAAUCUUCAACUAUACUUUCCAGGAGGUUCAGGAUAACACAGACACCAUCUGGAAAUUCCAGCGGUAUGAACUGAUCAAGGAGUACCACAGCCGACCCGCUGCCCCCCCUCCACUCAUCCUCCUCUCCCACAUCUUCCUCUUCAUCAGACGCAUAGUGCUGCAGAGACCCCCCAAUAGUUACAGAGCCUUCAAGGAGAGGCUGCCUGAGGUGGAGGAGGAAGAGUUAUUAUCGUGGGAAUCCUUUAUGAAGGAUAACUACCUUCUCUCCUGCAGACAGCAGCAGAGCCAGAGCAUGGAGCAACGUACCACAGACACCGCUGACAAGGUUUGCACCAUAACAGAGCUGCUACAGAGGGAGGAGGCCACAGGGUCGGUUGCUUUAGUGAAUAGAUUGACCAGACUGGAGGAGCAGGUCUCCCAGUCAGCCAGAGCUCUCCAGUGGAUCAUGGACACCCUCAAAGCUCAGGGUCUACACUCUAAAGAGGAGGCUCCACAGCUGGCCUCACCUGGUAAGCUGAAGAGGUCUGAAAGUGAACCCAAUGAACCCCAUAGACAGGAGAAGACAGAGAGAGAGAAGACAUUUUACCAUGUCAACGCCCGGCGUCUGGACUACCCUGACAGUACCAUCCCUCGCUUCCCUGUUCUUGAGGAGAAGGUGCCCUGGGAGGUUGACUUCAUCCUUUACAAUCCUCCUGUUCUGAAUGGAGACAGCCAGGAUCAGACAGAUGGAUCAGAACCUGAUUCUGUAAAGCGUUACAGAAACCCAGGAGGCAGGACAGGCAUGAAAGGAAGAGGAGCACUGACCUGUCUGGGUCCAAACCUGAUCCUGGACCCUGUCCUCACACGGUGGAGAGACAGUGGGAGAUCUGCUCUGGAGUUCCUGGCGGUCUGGGACCAGGAGGAUGGGCUCUGGACACUACCUGGGGGUCCUGUCCAAUCAGACGAGCCCCUGCCAGACAGAUUACUGAGGAUUAUGGGACAGAAGAUCUAUGACAGGAUAAAAACUAACGUGGUAGAGGUAACCAAGGUCCAUGAGGGCUACGUAGACGACGUCAGGAACACAGACGAUGCCUGGGUAGAAACUACAGUCCUGAACAUCCAUCUAGACAGGAGAAGUCUACUGAUGGCUGAUAUCAACCGCAUGGCUGAGAAUACCGUGGGCUGUGUGGAGCUGGUCCGGUGGACGGAGGUGAAUAGCAGGACCAGGAUGUGUUCUUACCAGAGAGAUGCUCUGAGACGGGUGGCCGAGCUGCACCAGAGGACCUUCUAACUUCACAAGAGGACCUUCCAGCUGCAUCAGAGGACCUUCUAGCUGCACCAGAGGACCUUCUAGCUGCACCAGAGGACCUUCUAGCUGCACCAGAGGACCUUCUAGCUGCACCAGAGGACCUUUUAGCUAGAAAGAGGACCCACAAUGUACUGUUUAGGGUACUGUUGAGAUACACUGCACUGUUUAGAGUACUGUUGAGAUACACUGUACUGGUUAGAGUACUGUUGAGUUAUAAUAAUGUAUGAGACAUGUAGGAGGACUAUAUAUAAAUCACAUUUUAUUGGUCACAUACACGUGUUUAGCAGAUGUUACUGCGGAUGUAGCGAACUGUUUGUAAAUAUGUCUUCCUUCACUGUGAGAUACUAUAUGUAUAUAUUUGAUAGGCCUUAAUAGUACAUAUACCGUAAUGUAGUGUAUACUGUGGAAGUUCAGAUUAAAAGAGGACAGAAUGUUGUGGUAGAUUAAUUUCCUGUAUUACCAAAUGAGGAGAGUUACAAACCACACACCAGUCAGAGUUAUACUUAAACUUCACCUUUAAUAAUACUUACUAAGCUUUUGCAAUAGCAUUUGACUUUCAACGAUUCUCUAAUGAAAAGUUGAGAGUGUCAACAUAAUGGCAACUGAGAUCUUUUAUAGCAAAGAUCCACCCCUCUCAAUUACAUGACAAACCACUCUUCACAAAGGGCUUUUUAUUUUAGAAAGGAGUAUCCCAUAGCCAGAUAGCAUUAGCUAUAAAUUAUUGUUCAGUUUGUUCUCUAAGACGAGGUUCUAAUCUCGUUCCUGCUACUUCAUAGUACAAAAACACCAACUCAUCCAAUGGCAUAUAUCAAUUGUCAACUCUAGAUACUCCCAUCUCAAGAAUCCCCCACUCCUGGACAAGCUCACUGAGGGGAGUGAGCCUCUAGGUCAUAUACUAGGUCAAGAUAAGGGCAACAUCAGAGGGGACAUACAAUGGUUCCAGACACUGCCAUACUCCUCCCCCAAUGGGAAAAGGAGAGAGUGACUGGCGUACAGACAUUGUGGAGACAAUUAAUUGGUUCCCCAUUAAUCACGCCAUCCCUUCACAUGGUUUAAGAAGAAGAAGACAAUGUUCCAUUCUGUCCUCCUCCCCUUCUGAUAUUCUGCAUAGCACCAGAUGGUUUAACAGAUACAUUCACAUAUGAAGACAAGCCUGAUCUCUCCCCUCUCUGGGCCCCAAGUGACUGAGCCCUAGCUGAGAAGUGCAACUGCCAACCCUAUAGUCCAAAGGGAAACAUUCUAAUGACAAGUAUCUCGAAUAAGCAUAUUAUGUAAAUAAAACAUAUUUAUGUUACCCAACUAAUUCUGAUUCAUCCACCACAAUGUACUGACGUAUCAGAUAUAAGCAAGCAAACUCGAUUAGACCAGUUAGCCCAUAAUGAAAACAUAUGCACAUAGUCAAGGUGGGAAUUAUGGGGGGCUCAGCGAUGUUAACUCCCCUAAAUUCUGAUGUCAAAUGUCAAACUAUGGGGAGGGGAAUUCUCUAAAUAAUGCUAAUUCAAUAUUCUCCUAUUUCUUUCAAAUGCAGUGGUAAAUAUGUUUUACAGUGGUAAAUAUGAAAAUAAAAGCUUCCAAAUGAGAGAAA
Molecule: messenger RNA, 3727 nt
Organism: Oncorhynchus mykiss (rainbow trout)
Lineage: Eukaryota; Metazoa; Chordata; Actinopteri; Salmoniformes; Salmonidae
Source: RefSeq, a predicted model, not a curated record